AAUGAUGAAAACCGCAGCUCUCUCACUUGUUUCUGUCAAAAGUUAUUCAAAAAAAAAUCUACUAAAUAAACAUUAGUAUAACCAUCACAUAUGAUAGAAAAAUAUGUUUUAUCGAAAUUUUAUUAUUAUGAUAUUACUUGAAGAAUGAUAUAAUAACAUACAAAAAUAGAGCAUCAUUUCUAGUGCCAGCCCAUAUAGAGAAAAUGUUUCUUUAAGCUUUUUAUAAGAAAUUAAGGUACCUCCGCCACUACCUUUGGAUUGUCGUAAGUAUAAUGAUAUUAGUUGAAGAAUGAUAUAAUAAGUAGCAAAAACAAUAGAAAGAAGAAUCCAAUCAUGUAAAGAUUUGUUUUUUUUUUGUUUGAUCGAUAAUUAUGAUGAUUUAAUAAACAUCUGUUUUAGAUGUUUCUUCGUUCAGGUUUAAAACCAAAUAACCUUCAACAUUUUGCCUCAUUUUAUCGUUCUCGUUCAGAACAUGUAAUCGGUAUUCGUCGUGAAGAUCAAUCACCAUGGGAACGUCGUGCUCCAUUAGCACCUGAACAGGUUC
This is a messenger RNA of Didymodactylos carnosus, 544 nucleotides long. NCBI's taxonomy places the organism in Eukaryota, Metazoa, Rotifera, Eurotatoria, Philodinida, Philodinidae. The record is from the annotation of a GenBank genome assembly.